Molecule: messenger RNA, 5553 nt
Organism: Letharia columbiana
Lineage: Eukaryota; Fungi; Ascomycota; Lecanoromycetes; Lecanorales; Parmeliaceae
Exons: 1
Coding region: 1-5553 (1850 amino acids)
Biological process (GO): intracellular signal transduction; positive regulation of autophagy; negative regulation of TORC1 signaling
Cellular component (GO): GATOR1 complex
Molecular function (GO): GTPase activator activity
Source: RefSeq, a predicted model, not a curated record
AUGGCAAACCAGGAUCUUUCUCGUCCGCUCCGUGCCUCACAUCUUCGACACAUGAGCACGGGUAGCUCCACCACAUUUCAUGGCGCAGGCCAUGCAGAUGAUACUGCGCCUGGAGCACAUAUAGGAUCCACAGCCCCGAAAGCGGAAUCUGGAGUCUCAGUGCGGCUGUUGUGUAGCCUAUCAGUACACGAUGAGAAUUUGUCCACGGAAGACGUCGUCAUAAAUUCGGCGCUUUUCCACGGUAACGAGGUGAAGGCCGGGACUUUGAUGCAGCUGACAGCUUUGAAGGGGAAUGUUGAGACCAUCAUCCAUGGUGGGAAGCCACAGAAUACCAUGCAAAAGCCUACUGCUGCUGCGGAUGUCCAACCAGAGAAUGUGGACUUGGGUCGGCAUCACAUUUUCAGUGUAAAACCUAUCAGUGAGGAGAUGCUCUUGAAACAGCCAAAUGUGCAGAUUUCGAUUUCGCGUCGAAUCGGACAUGCAUCCGGCUUUGAGAAAGGGAGCCAGGUGUUAGUGUCAACAGCGGAUGAGGCAUCCUGCUACGCUUCCCAUGUGGAGAUCGUCUUUCGAGAUCAAUACCUUGCCCGUGGGGACAUGUGGCGCCUGGUCUCCGCCGAGUUGGCUAACCGCUGCAUCUUCAGAGGUCAAAGGAUCGUUUUCAUGGAGAGCAUCAAAGCUAGCAUUAAAACGAUAUUUGUGAAGGGCCGGAAAGUGCCGUCUGCUUUUUUCCAUGCAUCCACCAAACCCAUCUUCCGCAGCGAGUCUGCUCGAUAUGUUUUAUUCGUCCAGAUGUCGAAAGAAAUGUGGGAUUUUGAUGCCGAUGGUACUGGAGAGAUUAUGUUCGACAAAGUCAUCAAUGGCUUCCUUCCUGAGCUCUUUGGGAGAUGGCAACAACUGAAAGUCAAGCAUCUCGUGAGCAUAGUACUAUUCACGAGGAUGAUAUACGAAGAUAGGCCGGCUAUCAACUCAACCAACGCAGACCUCAGCCAAGAAAGACUACACAAACGAGAUAAUGGAGAUAAUAGUGACGCGAAAGACUUCUACCGAGUCGUAGCCAGUGAUAUGGCAAGCGGAGAAUGGGCUGACAUCCUUAAUCAAUUAAAAAGAGAGUACAAGGUAUUCCUUCGAGACAUUUCCAUCCGGAAGCCUGAUGCGGGAGAUCACUUACCACUCGGGGCGGACAUCUCUUCGGCAUUGGCUAAUCUACCUAGUCAUGUAAUCGCUGGCCGUCCGUCUGCGGCGACGCACGGGAAUGUUCUUGAAGCAAUAAAUCUAGCAUCAUCCCAAUUCUCCUCCGAUUACAUUGACCGUGAUCUUGUAAGGACUGGGGUCUCUAUUGUAGUGUUGACCCCGAGCGCGGGUCUGUUCGAAGUGGACUACGGCCUCUUGGUUGCCACCAGCGAAAGCCUAAUUGAUAAUGGUAUUGGUAUCGAUCUGGUCUGCUUGUCGAAGAUGCCACUACAUUCUGUGCCUUUGUUCAAGUAUCGACCGCCUCGUUCCGAGUUGAGUGAUUUAACUGCUGGACGGACACCUCACGUCACCGAAGACCAAGAUACACCAACAGGAAGUUUUUCAGGCGGCGCGGGUCAAGUGACAACACUGACGUCGUCAGUGACGCAUGAGCGGCCACAUCAGAUAAAGGAAACACUGGGCGGAUCAUCCGGGCACCCGUGGAGCUAUGGCAUCCCACACUGGGUCGACAUUUCAUUCUGGACCGCACCAUUGGACGAGGACCUCAGGGCAAUCGCCGCUCCGAUUAAAGCGAAGAACAAGUCAAGUUUCGAUGCACCGAGGCAUAAGACUUUCGUACCGAGAGUGAAAAUGUACGAAUUGCAAAUGAUGGGCGUCAUGGAAAACGCCAUUAGCGACAUCUCGAUCCCAACCCUAUCUCAGAGUUUCAGCUCCUCUGUCAGUCAAUCCAGAAUUCUAUCCUCUACAAGCGUUUUUGGAUCCCCAAGACCGGCGAGCGUACAUCCAACCUCCGAAGUCUUUGGUUCGCAGAGUGAUAGAUCGGGCGGUCGUACACCGAAGCUCUCCUCUUCCAUUGUGUCUGGUCGAUCCGGCAAUCAAAAAAGUAUCAGUCCCAUGUUCCAGUGGAUGAAUGAAUAUGAUGACUUGCUCUUUCGCCAUCCUCUGGUGGCGAGAAAAAGAGCUCGAAAGGCAAUAUCUACACGGAACAUAUCCAUGAGUCACCAUUACAGUCCGUCUUUGCUUGGCACUUCCGCUGGCACCCGUCAGGGUUCUAUUGGCAGGCCCAAGCAUAGCUCUGAUGAAGAAAGCCUCCCCAGUGGAGCAACGCUGGAGCGCCGUGCAUUGCGGAAGAAAGCGGGCGGGAAAGGAAACGAUGCUAACUCUGGAAGCAGCAAACAAAAAGCUCGUCCUACUCUGAAUACGAAACCGCGUCAGAUCAAUUUUGGGCCUCAAGGGUUCGAUUUCGCCAGAGCAAAGGCGAUUGCAACUACGAGCACUGAACAAUCUGCCGGCUACAACGUUCCCACGUCUCUCAUAAGUCAAGGCUUCAAGUCACCAUUCCCGAUCAAGCAUAACCCCCCCUCAAUGAAGCUGCCAAGAAAGGCGCACAUCAGCACGACCUCGGGCAGUAGCUCUAAUCCUCCCGAAGCCACUCCAAAAGAUCAAGACUUGCCACAAUCCUCCGACUCUGAGCCGCAGCAGACUUCAAGACCAAUCCCAAUCAGAAAGCCGACCGCCAUACGUGUGAGCAACGAAGGCGGAUACAAGAGCACAGGUGCCCGAAAUAUUCAUGAGCAUAAGGCAGCCGGUCAACCAACUGACAGACUUAAAGCAUUGCAAGACCUUCGGGAAGAGGACUCCACGAGAUCUACGUCAGACUAUGAGCGCAUCGACGAUUCUCCCACGCUACCAGCAAUCCUGUCGCCUGGUACCACACUGGCCCCUUGGUUAACGAUGUUGAACCCCUCCAAUCCUUCGAAGACAAAGACAGCAGUGGCAAGUCGGCUUGGGAGAUGGCAGCACAUUUUCCCACGUCCUCUACCAACCUCACAGAUCAAGUGGAAAUCUCUGUGCUCUCCUGCUGCGGUCCCACUCACCACGGAGGAGUUCCCUUCCGCCGAGCAGCUUACGGGGGAGUAUCAAAAGAGCGAUUACAAAGUCGAAAUCCCAGAGAAUGCGGAUCUAUCAGAGAUGCCUCGAUCGCUGAUCACCGAAAUGCUCGGCUUCCGCAUUUCACGCGGCUUCCAAAUUGUUGUGGGUCCACGCGUUGCGGAGAGUACGGAGGUGCCUGCCUCGCAGUCUCUCAACAUCUUCGAUGGGCAAGUGCUGGCUGAGAUUGGCGCUGUGAUUUUUCUGUCACGAGGUAGCAGUAUUCAGAAGCUGAAACGGUCCGGCGAAAACGAGGUCGAAGUCACCCAGCUCAUUCGUCACGGUGCUGUUGCAAGCAAAAACGCCGAGGCUGAGUCUAUGCUGUAUAGACCUGCCAUUUGUUCUAUGCUGGCCAAAACUUAUGACGUCCAGGAUAUAUCCAUGGGUCCACAGCGCGGGAACUUUGACUGGAAGAUGAUUGACAACUUCAUCUUUGGCCAUGAGAGACCUCAAGCGAAAGAUUUUGUGGAGAUCCUACGGCCGUGGCGCGCUCGAUUCGUACUGAUCCCGGUAGAUCCUCCUUCGAACACGCGCCGUCCGCUGCGCAUCAUGAAUGAGGAUAACGAAGAAGAGAUUAGGCUAGAGGGAAUCAGGAAGCUUAGCCAAGUAUGGCAGAAGUUUCGAUACAUUCCUCCAGAGGAGCGCCGCUUCCACAUGCAUUUGCGAAACCGCAAAGAUACAAACCCUUUGGACAUCUUGUACCAAACAAGGAAUUCUUCCGCCAUCGUUGCUGCCGAGCUAGAGAAUGUUGCGGAAGGGGAUGCCACCGGGAGACCAGUGCAAUUGCUGCCCGAGUCUGACCUGUACCAGCGUUCAAACCUCAACAUUGCGUCUCUUGCCGAAACGAUACAGACUGAGAAAGGGGUUCGCAUGCUGGAUCGAAGAUGGCAUUUGAGGCUCCAUUACAACUGUUUCAUUGGCUUCGAAUUGACCACAUGGCUGCUUCAGAACUUCAGAGAUGUGGAUACCCGAGAUGAAGCUGUUGAGCUUGGUAAUGAGCUCAUGAAGAGCGGCAUGUUCCAGCAUGUUGAACAACGCCAUAACUUUCGCGACGGGAACUACUUCUAUCAAAUUGCGGAUCAGUAUCGUGCGCCUCGACCAGAGUCUCGAGGUUGGUUCGGACGAGGCAAAGUAUCUGUGCCCUCCACUCCGAUGUCGGAAGACGCUCCUAAAGAGCUCCCUACGACGAGCCGCUCUCGCGCAAGCUCAACGAGUAUUUCAAACUCAGAUGCAGACCCAGUCGCGCCCACCGGAAAGAAGAAACAUCUAGGUGUCGCACUCAGCAAAUCGUUACUAUAUGAUGUGGACCAUCGUAAGCGAUCAUACAGACCGGAAUUGAUCAACCUGCACUACGAUAGACUGCACAAUCCCGACAAUUGCUAUCAUAUUCGAGUCGAGUGGAUGAAUACAACGCCAAAGCUCAUCCAAGAUGCCGUCAUCUCUUGGGCGACAUCCGUCGACAGAUUCGGUCUACGUCUCGUAGAAGUACCACUCGGAGAAGCUUGUUCAAUCAGCAGCAUGCAUCCAUUUCGAGCACCUUAUCUAGUGAAACUCGCACAACAACCACCCUCAAGACAGCCACAAAGCUUCUUCGCCGACACCACCACCUUCUUUCCUCAACCUCGACCUGAGAAGCACCUCUACCAAAUAGCGAUCUUGAAACGAUUCAGCUUUGUACUUGACUUCGAGGCCGCCUCUGACUUUCCAGCAGACGUCAAUGUCACAUAUUCGUGGGGCAAGCCUGAUUAUCGCUACCCGCAAUACAUUCAUCGCUCAGGCACGAUCAUUGCACAGAUCACGGACGACGGCGACUUCUUGCUCCUAGCGAAUAGGUUGUACAACAAUCGUAAUGCAUCCGACUCAUCCUAUCAGGAUGCAGCCAAAUCGGAAAUUCCGGGAGACGCUGGACAAGAUCGUAGCAUGGGCAUCUUCCGCUCCAGCCCCCACCGUAACAAACAUCCGCCUUCUCCACAUUCCUCCCCAUACAAUUCUCCUUCUGUCCAUCCCACAUUGAACAUACCGCCCGCCACGGUAGGGGCUAGCAAAGCUCCGAAAACGAUUGCUGCCGCAACAAGUUCAACUGGCUUCACGCGGUCUGGAGCUGCGACGGCAUUUACAACACCUGAAGCCAUCCAGAAGGACUUUGAGACUUUUUGCACGGAUGUAGAGGCAUUGGAGACGUUUUACACAGAGGUUCUGCGUAAAGUUUCGACAUCGGUCCCCAGUACGCCGUUUAUGGGCGCAAAGACGCCGUGGAAAGGGCCAGAAACGCCAUUCAAUGAGAGUAGCAUACCAACGUUGGCGCUACCGGGAAGCUUGAUGUCGAAGGAUAAGAAGGUGGAAAGGGGGGAGAAAAAGCCGCAGAUGAAGACGAAAAUUAUUGAAGAGGAAGGUAACCAGGAUGGUGGAACAGCAAGCGGUGCUUCUGGUUGA